ACCAAAACAAACCAAUCCGAAUCAAUCAAUCCCCAUAACCCCUAAAAGCAUUCAAUAGGAGAAUUCACGUGCGCAGUAUUUAGAGUAAUUUACGAUUUGGCAAGAUAUUUCCCAAUGACUAUAGAACUGAAUAUAACCACGGCCAAGCAGCCAAUACGCUCCAAACCAGAGGAACUACUUGAUACAGUUAAAAUUAAAAAAUCUAAGAAAACUCCCAACAAUGACUUUAAAUUUGAAUUCGGUGGAGGAACACAAAAAGUUAAGGCUGUAGUGGCACGAAGGCGACCCACAACCAACGUCAGCAAUAAACAACAGUCGGAGGAGCCACAUAAAUCAGUGGCAACGAAAUCGAUAGCUAUACGGCGAAAGGUUGCCGCUUCUAAUUCUGAGCAAACGAAAACAUUGGGUGCACUGAAAAGGAAGGCCGCCGAAAAAACACAAGAGAUACCAUUGCAAAAGAAUUUUGUAACAGCACCUGCUCGCGAGGAUAAUGAUGAAUCAGAUUUAGAAUCGUAUGCCAAAGUGCAAAAUGAGAAAGGUUUAGCUAGUGAUUUGAUGUUAAAUAUCUGCACUACCAGUACUUUCGCAAAGCCGAAACCCACGAAACCCACACGCGAGGAACGUCUUCAGAAUAAAAGAAAUGAACGCCAAAGUGAGAUGUUACUAAAGAAACGGAGACUUACCGACAAUGAAAUCAGAACUGGCAUUAAAAAAUACUCACAAAAUCCCAAUCAAAAACCUAGAGCUUCGGAUUUAUUUCUUCAAAGGGAGCGUAAGGAAGCGCUUCAAAACAUAGCAGAGGACGCUAAAGACAGUUCAGAGGAAGAACGCGAAUUGGGUCAUGUCGAUCCACAGGCACGUAAAGUCAAUGCGUUCCGUGUUAAACGGCCGGGAGAUUCAAGUGUUCGUAAAAUUGGCCUGUUCAAAGAUCAACCGGAGAAGGUGGAGUUAGGUCAACGCUUGGUGAGACCCAUAACGGAAAAGAUUUUUGAUGACAUUAAAGUUGAUUCAUUAGAUUUGCAUGCUCACACGGUGAAAAACUUGGCAGAUGUUUUGAGUAUAACACAAUUGACAACGGUCCAGAAAAAGACAGUCCCUAAGGCGUUGGAAGGCAAAGAUCUUCUGGUACGGUCACAAACUGGUUCGGGCAAAACACUAGCUUAUGCUCUACCUGUUGUGGAAAAACUUCAAGCCAUACGACCAAAACUUACCCGUGAUUGUGGUAUAAUGGCCCUUGUGAUAGUUCCGACGCGCGAGUUGGCCAUACAGACAUAUGAGCUAUUUCUCAAGUUGGUGAAACCGUUCACAUGGCUUGUACCCGGCGUUCUAAUGGGUGGUGAACGACGUAAGGCAGAAAAAGCAAGAUUGCGCAAAGGCAUCAAUAUUUUAGUUGGGACACCAGGCCGCCUAGUCGACCAUCUGUUGCACACCGAAUCAUUUAAGGUAAACAAAGCCAAGUUUCUAAUACUUGACGAGGCAGAUCGUUUACUUGAAAUGGGUUACGAAAGGGAUGUUAAACAAAUCGUUGAAGGCAUAGAUAAACAACGCGAGGAGAGUGCCAAAGAAGAAUCUUUGGAGCCUUUACAGAGAAUGCUACUGUCAGCCACUCUAACGGCAGCUGUACAAAAGUUGGCUGGCCUUACAUUAAAUGAACCGAUUUUCAUCGAUAACAGUGACGAGGAUCCCGCAAAGGCAAUAACCACCGUUGAUGGUUAUAAUAAAGAAAGCAUCGAGGCAGCCACUGCGGAGAUACUAGAUGGUGAAGAUUCUACCGGCAUUCUCACUAUACCGGAAAACUUGAAGCUUAGCUAUGUGGUAGUUACGCCCAAAUUACGUUUGGUCAUUCUAUCAGGUCUAUUGGCUCAUGAAUACCGUGGCAAAGAUAAGUUUAAGGCUUUGAUUUUUAUGAGUACCAUGGAAAUGGUAAACUUUCAUCAUGAUCUGCUAAAUGAACAGCUCACACAAAAAGUUCUAGACGAAGACGAUGAUGAAGUUGCCAAAGAACAAUCGGAUGAUGAGUCUGAAGAACCUUUGUUGAAAGGCUUAAGAUUUUUCCGCUUACACGGUUCUAUGUCACAGACUGAACGACAAGGUGUUUUUAAAGGAUUCCGGGAAUGCAAAUCUGGUGUUUUGUUGGCUACGGAUGUUGUUGGUCGUGGCAUUGAUGUUCCAGAAAUCGAUUUGGUUAUUCAGUACUCUCCGCCACAAAAAACAGCAGAUUUUGUUCAUCGUGUUGGUCGAACAGCUCGUGCGGGACGCAAUGGCCGUGCCGUAUUAUUUUUAACCCCAAGUGAAGUGCAAUUUGUUCGUUACUUGGAAAACAAACGAAUUAGAAUAUCACAAGGUGACAUGGAUGUAUAUUUAAAAGCCUUAAAUGAUGCAGAUGGUGAAGCAAAUACUGUUCAGGAAGCUGCCUCGAAUUUACAACAUAAAUUUCAAGAAUUAUUGGUAGAUGACAAGGAAAUGCACGAAAAAGCAUGUAAAGCUUUUGUGUCGUGGACUAAAUUUUAUACAACUUUUCCCAAAGAGUUAAAACCCAUAUUCAAUGUGAAAAAUGCCCACAUGGGACAUUUUGCCAAGAGUUUUGCCUUAAAGGAUCAGCCCACCUCGUUUACUAAAAAGCAUUCUAUGCCAAAACCGGCACUACCUACUAAUCGCUUAACCUAUACCGAGAGAGAUCCAGAGAAAAUCAAACUGGAAAAGAAGGCUAGAAAACAUCGUUUUGGCACUACUGUUACUGGUGCUGUGAGGAAUGUCAAUAGACCUGAACCCAAUAGAUUGGCCAAAAUGAUUCCCACAUCAAGAGUUUUAACCAUAUCUGAAUUCGAUAGUGGUUUGCCAUCUUCGAAGAAGCGCAAAAAUAAAUAAUACAAACAUUUUCCAUUAAGUAAUAAAUAAAACUUGUUACCACAAUAACUUAGAA
Messenger RNA from Stomoxys calcitrans (stable fly), 2923 nucleotides. RefSeq names its product probable ATP-dependent RNA helicase CG8611. The transcript is spliced from 8 exons. Gene Ontology annotation, cellular component: nucleus. The coding region runs from base 115 to 2868 and encodes 917 amino acids. The record is from RefSeq and is a predicted model, not a curated record. Gene Ontology annotation, biological process: ribosome biogenesis. Lineage: Eukaryota; Metazoa; Arthropoda; Insecta; Diptera; Muscidae. Gene Ontology annotation, molecular function: nucleic acid binding; ATP binding.